CCAGCUUUCCUGGUCUGCUAAGUUGGGGGUCAUCAUGGGUCUCUCUUAUCCGUUUGGUUUCGCAACCGUGUCACUGCUGGUGAUCGGAGGCUAUAUGCUCUUUCAUGGAGAGGGCGAACAAUUCAAUGUUGGCCAAUUUCUCGAAUCCGUGUCUCCGUAUGUCUGGGCGAAUAUUGGUAUUGCAAUGUGCAUUGGACUAUCAGUAGUGGGCGCUGCAUGGGGUAUCUUCCUGACCGGCUCAUCGAUUGUCGGUGGAGGUGUCAAGGCUCCCCGAAUCCGAACCAAGAACCUGAUUUCGAUCAUUUUCUGCGAAGUCGUCGCUAUCUACGGUGUUAUUAUGGCUAUUGUCUUCUCCUCGAAGCUCAACCUCGCAACCGGCGACGAAAUUCAUUCACCCAGCAGUUACUACACCGGCUAUGCGCUUUUCUGGGGAGGAAUCACUGUUGGCGCCUGCAACCUGAUUUGCGGUAUCUCCGUUGGUAUAAACGGUAGCGGUGCUGCUCUGGCCGACGCCGCUGAUCCCAGCUUGUUCGUUAAGAUUCUUGUCGUCGAAAUCUUUAGCUCUGUCCUGGGCUUGUUUGGUCUUAUCGUCGGUCUCUUGGUCCAGGGCAAGGCCACCGAGUUUGGAGCCGCGUAAGGCAGACUUCUCUGCGAGAAGCGUCUUGAUUGACCAAGACAAUCCCAUUUGUACGAAUUCUACUGAUCUCAUUUCUUGGCUUCAAUUUGUCCUUUAUAUAGCGCAUUGAGGCGUUGGGUCCGAUUCGGCUAUU
This is a messenger RNA of Aspergillus nidulans FGSC A4, 770 nucleotides long. RefSeq names its product H(+)-transporting V0 sector ATPase subunit c''. NCBI's taxonomy places the organism in Eukaryota, Fungi, Ascomycota, Eurotiomycetes, Eurotiales, Aspergillaceae. Gene Ontology annotation, cellular component: proton-transporting two-sector ATPase complex, proton-transporting domain; proton-transporting V-type ATPase, V0 domain; membrane. Gene Ontology annotation, biological process: proton transmembrane transport; vacuolar acidification. The transcript is spliced from 5 exons. The coding region runs from base 35 to 637 and encodes 200 amino acids. The record is from RefSeq and is a predicted model, not a curated record. Gene Ontology annotation, molecular function: P-type proton-exporting transporter activity; proton transmembrane transporter activity; proton-transporting ATPase activity, rotational mechanism.